GCCGCUCUGCGCCUGCGCACUAGGGGCCAAGAUGGCGGCGCCCGGUGGGCUGCAGGAGGAGGCGCUGAAGAGGAAGGAGCGGCUGAAGGCUCUGAGGGAGAGAACCGGGGCGACGGCGGCGGCCAGGCAGAAUAAAGAUGAUGGCGCACCGGAGCUCAAGCAUUUCCGAGGCGACGGUGAAGAGAAAGAUAUGGGAAAGCAUAAGGAGCUCAAGUUGCGGAAUUACACUCCGGAAGACGAAGAGCUCAAGGGGCGGGUGGUGCCCAAAGCGAAGCCCGCCUCAGUGGAAGACAAGGUGAAAGAGCAGCUGGAGGCUGCGAAGCCCGAGCCCAUCAUUGAAGAAGUGGACUUGGCAAAUCUUGCGCCCAGGAAACCUGACUGGGACUUGAAGCGGGACGUGGCUAAGAAACUGGAGAAGCUGGAGAAGCGAACCCAGAGGGCGAUAGCCGAGCUAAUAAGAGAGAGGCUAAGAGGCCAGGAGGAAGAUCUGGCGUCAGCGGUUGACUCAGCAAAGCAGGAGGGAAGCGAUUCGGACUGAGGCGGCCCAUCCGGCAGGCUCUCCUUUGCCCCGGGUGGCCCUUGUUCGAAGCUUCUCUGACUCUGUGCUGGAUGCAGGGCUGUGGAACGAGGGGACGAAACACGCUUGGCACAAAUCGGCAGAAUGCAAGGGCAUGCCUGGUGUUUACGUCUUCUCCAGGCAGGCUUUUGCUUGGGGGCGUUGCUGGCAAGCAAACGAGUGGGGCAGAGGACUUUUCUCAUGCAAAGGAGAACCAGGAAGAGGGCCAAAAGUAUGAGCCUGCAGAAGUGGGUCGCAAUCGCUUACAGAACUGUGUCCCUGUGGAUACCUGCAGUACAACAGACAUAACUGAAGAGGACCCAGGGAAAACCUCACCCAUCCCAAAAAACAUCAUAAUAUGAAAUGCUGCAUUUUAAAUGAAAGAGGAAAUUCUCCCUCGUGGAUUUUCAUAAUACAAAAGCACACGAGUGUUUAGAAAGUCCUCGGUCUCUUUCAGGCAAAUUCCAGUAUGCUUGGCAGACUUCCUUGAAGUGUCCCAGAAAGUCACGUUGGGGAAGAGGCUGACUUGAAUGUAGCUUAUCCAUAUAUCAAAGGGAGUUGGUCUCAGGGAAAGGACCCUGGAUUCUGCCUCUGGCAGCUCGCCUCUGGCAACUAUGGGGCCUGUGGUUAGAACUAGCACAGAUUUUCCAUGUGUUUUAAAGGAUGCUUCAAAAUCCCCAGCCCAGCAGCUGUGAAGUGUGGCGCUGCAGGAGACACCCAGAAAUGCAGCCGAAAGCUCUUUGCAAAGUUUCCAUAGGAAGUCCCCGGCGCAUUUGCCCAUAAUCUUCUCUCGAAGGCAGUUCCCUACCAGUAAUGCCAUGCCUCGACCUUGCGAAAGAACAUAGCUGUCAACUUUUCCCUUUUCUUGCGAGGAAUCCUAUUUGGAAUAAGGGAAUUUCCCUUAAAAAAAGGGAAACGUUGACGGCUAUGCGAAAGAAAGACGAGACCCUCGUGCUCUUGGCUGACACAGGACCCCCUCCUCCCUCCAGCCCUGUGCUUGCCGCAGCCUAAGCGGAGACCCUUGCAGUUUGUGGCACGAGAUGUCGGGUGGAGAAUUUGAGGCUUGGCAAAAGAGCAAGAUCGCUUUGAAAAUCCAACCCAGGAGUCCGCCUUUGCGAGAAUUAUUGGCUGUGAUCGGGGAGUGUGUCGGGUUUUUUUUCAGGGGGAACCAGACCCUUAGGCACUGGGCUGCCUCUCGUGGCCAAGACCCACAGUUUCUGUAAGUGGUUGUGGUUGGAAAGGCCCAGUCCUUCUGUACCCCAGAUCUCUAACCCCUAUAGAUAAGUUCUUCUUGCUGCUAUCUGCUUGCAAAACAUCACCUGAGUGGCAGUCCCACUUUAGCAUAAGUCUGCAAAGCCACGGACUAACCAGUUCUGAGCACAUCCGACGCGGGGCAAGCAAGCGGGCGUCUCCUGGAACAGUUUUGUGGCCAGGCCACUUUGUGGGUUGCUAAAAUAACAACCUCUCUUGCAUUGCAGCCUGGGAUGUUAAUAUUUCAUUUUGCCAUGUUUUCAGAUCUGCCUGUCAGCUCCCAACUUUGAAAAGUCAGUGCCACUCCUUGUGGCCAUCUUCCUGUUCUUUAAUCGAUUCGCCUCCAGUCGUGCAGAGGUUUUU
Podarcis muralis (Common wall lizard) is the source of this 2170-nucleotide messenger RNA. RefSeq names its product coiled-coil domain containing 12 (gene CCDC12). NCBI's taxonomy places the organism in Eukaryota, Metazoa, Chordata, Lepidosauria, Squamata, Lacertidae. Gene Ontology annotation, cellular component: U2-type spliceosomal complex; post-mRNA release spliceosomal complex. The record is from RefSeq and is a predicted model, not a curated record.